Messenger RNA from Helobdella robusta, 2596 nucleotides. RefSeq lists its product as hypothetical. Lineage: Eukaryota; Metazoa; Annelida; Clitellata; Rhynchobdellida; Glossiphoniidae. The coding region runs from base 353 to 2530 and encodes 725 amino acids. Gene Ontology annotation, molecular function: hydrolase activity, acting on acid anhydrides; RNA helicase activity; ATP binding. The transcript has 18 exons. Gene Ontology annotation, biological process: RNA catabolic process; mitochondrial RNA 3'-end processing. The record is from RefSeq and is a predicted model, not a curated record. Gene Ontology annotation, cellular component: mitochondrial degradosome.
UAUAAACAAAGCGUUAACGAUUCGCAAUUCAGUAGCUUCGUGUAACUUAAUAAUUUUGAAAAAGUCAUGUCUUCAUAGUCAAAGCAUUAAUGUUUUUAAAAAUUUAAAUUUUUUAAAGGUUUCUAGUAAUUCGUUUAAAUUUAAAUUUUCACCCUGCUCAUGUUCUGUGACUUGUCUUCUGUUUAGUUCCUCCUCUGAUGACAGCAGAACAAAAAAAGGCGCGCCGAAUACACACAACAAAGAUGUCAAAUCACUAGAUUCAUUAAUUCAACCGGUUGUCAUCAAACCAUACAACGACAUUGAUGGCAUAAAUAUUGGGGAAGAAUUGUCUGGCAAAAUUUCAAAAGACUCUAUGUUAAAAGUUCUAAAUGAAUUCUAUGCUAGGCCUGCCGUGAGGGAAUUAGCAGAUGAAUGUGGACUGGAUGGCAAUCUCUUCCACAAGGCCUACGUGGGAUUUCGAAGAUUCUGCAUGGAAUCCGAGCGACUGCCCACUGAUCUGCAUAUUGUCAUCAGUGACAUUGUAAGGAAAUCAGGUCAUGUUGAUGAUAUCUUCCCAUAUUUUCUGAGGCAUGGAAAGACAAUGUAUCCACAUCUUGAUUGCAUGGAAGACCUCAAGAAAAUCAGUGACCUCAGGCAGCCUGCCAAUUGGUACCCAGAGGCACGAUCGAAACAGAGGAAAAUAAUUUAUCACGCCGGUCCAACAAACAGUGGAAAAACUUAUCAUGCACUUGAAAGAUUCAUGUCAGCCAGUUCAGGCGUGUACUGUGGACCCCUGAGGAUGCUUGCAACCGAAAUCUUCAAAAAAACCAAUGCCGCCGGCCACCAGUGUGAUCUUGUUACUGGUGAAGAGAGGAGGUACAUGUCAGAGGGUGGGGAGCCAUCAAGUCACGUGGCAUGUACCGUCGAGAUGACCAACAUUGCUGUCAAGUAUGAGGUUGCGGUGAUUGACGAGAUUCAGAUGGUGAGGGACCUGCAGAGGGGAUGGGCCUGGACAAGAGCUUUCCUCGGUACCUGUGCCGAUGAGGUGCACGUGUGUGGUGAGGAGUCGGGCAUCAACCUCAUCAAGGAGUUGUCCGUGGUCACGGGGGACGUCUUCGAGGUGCGCCGGUACAAGAGGCUCACUAACCUCAAGAUUGCUUCUAGGGGUGUUGAUAACUUUGACAGAGUGAAACCCGGCGACUGCAUUGUUUGUUUUGGCAAGAAUGACAUCUACAACGUCAGCAAGCAGUUGGAGAAGAGGGGUGUCGAAGUGGCGGUCAUAUAUGGCACUCUUCCCCCUGGCACGAAAAUAGCUCAAGCGGAAAAGUUCAAUGACCCAAACAACAGGUGCAAGGUGAUGGUUGCCACCGACGCCAUAGGCAUGGGACUCAACCUAAACAUCAAAAGAGUUGUUUUCUAUUCUCUGAUGAAGCCGUCAUUGAACUCCGAUGGAGAGAAGGAAAUAGACAUCAUCCCCACAACGACUGCACUACAAAUUGCUGGAAGGGCUGGAAGAUUCUCCACUGAGUUCUCAGAAGGAGAGGUGACGACGUUCAAAUCGCAGGACCUCCCAAUACUUAAGAGGCUUCUCAAUUCAGCUGUUGAACCCAUACAGCAAGCAGGUCUUCAUCCGACAGCUGAACAGAUCGAAUUGUUUGCCUUCCAUCUGCCCAAAGCUACCUUAUCAAACCUAAUAGACAUAUUCGUGAAGCUGUGCCAAGUGGACAACGACAAGUACUUCAUGUGCAACGUCGAUGACUUCAAAUUCCUGGCUGACAUGAUUGAACACGUCCCACUCGACCUGAGGACUCGUUACGUCUUCUGUUGUGCUCCCAUACCAAAGAAACAACCGUUCGUCUGCUCUGUCUUCCUCAAGUUUGCUCGGCAGUUCAGUAAGGGCAUGGGUCUGACGAUGGAGUGGCUCUGCAGGCAGGUCGGUUGGCCCUUCAGACCCCCUCAGACAAUUAUGGACCUGGUUCAUCUCGAAGGAGUCUUCGAUGUUCUUGACCUAUAUUUGUGGCUCAGCUACCGGUUUCCGAACAUGUUUCCAGAUGUGGAGCAGGUGCGUGACAUGCAGAAGGAACUGGACCAGGUCAUCCAAGCGGGCAUCGUCAACAUAGUCAGGUUGCUCGAAGGCACUGAAAGCAGCGUGGCUGACAAUGAAGAUGAGUUUGAAAUCGCCAGUAAAAUUAACAGAAGAUCGUCAAGCAAGACUAACUUUCCAAUAUCAACUCUCCUGUCGGAACAAGAGCAAGAUAGCACCAUAAACCAACUUCCGCAGUCGCUAUCAUCUAGAUUUCAAAAUGCGAAAGCUGAAAAAUCGGAGUUUGACAAAAAAUUAGCAUCUGCUUUAAAAAAUUUAAGCGCUAAACCCGGCCAAAAAAUUUCAGACCAGUUAAUAAAAUACGGAUUAUUAAAUAAAAAUAUUCUGGACAAACUUCAAGAAGAAUUGAAAAGCCAAUAUACGGACAAAAACAACGACUGUGCAACCAAAUUUGACAACAAUAACAUCAAUAAAGGAAACAAAAGUGGCAACAACAAAGGGGGAUAACUUUUUUAUUUGUUUUUUUUUCUAAUAUUUUUUUUUCAUAUAAUAAAUUGUCGUCUAAAUUUCGCA